This is a messenger RNA of Gymnodraco acuticeps, 709 nucleotides long. RefSeq names its product galactose-specific lectin nattectin-like. The coding region runs from base 51 to 497 and encodes 148 amino acids. The record is from RefSeq and is a predicted model, not a curated record. Lineage: Eukaryota; Metazoa; Chordata; Actinopteri; Perciformes; Bathydraconidae. The transcript is spliced from 7 exons.
UCACCCUGUUACCUGCUGCAAGUGCAACCUCAACUGAUCAUCAUAACAAGAUGGCUUCAUGUCUUCAUUUCAUUGUGGUCCUCUGUUUGACCAGUGGACUGUGGAGUGGAGCAAAUGCACAGAAAGAAGAAAAGCCAUGCCAUGACCCAUGUAAGACCUGCCCUUCUGGAUGGACUCCGUUUGAAGAUCACUGUUACAUGUACAAGCAUGCUGCUAAGACCUGGGCUGAUGCAGAGGUGGACUGCAUUGCCCUUGGUGGAAAUCUGGCUUCAAUCCCCAACAAGGUGUACACAUUUAUCAGAAAGAUCAUAAACACAGCGACUAACGCAAAUGAACAGACUUGGAUUGGAGGCAAUGACUUGGCAAAGGAGGGCGUGUGGAUGUGGAUGUGGAUGAUGGUACCAAGUUUGUCGCCAAAAACUGGGCUCCCGGCCAACCCGACAAUAAUCAGGUCAAGAAAACUGCUUGUCGAUGAACUAUCACGAUCUUAUCAAUGAUUCUCCUUGUACCCAUUUGAAACCCUUUGUUUGUGGGGUGCGCCUGUGAAGAACCCUGGCCCCCACAUGCUGACACUAUGAUGUCACCACCCCACUCGCGAUGUCUCUUCCACCAGGGUGUCAAGCCUCGAUGACAUCACUGCUGGAAGCCAUUUUGAAAUUUCUGAUUUUAUUUCAGCUGAUUUAAUAAAUGGAUACAUCCUGUCCAACAA